GACCAGGUACCAGAGGUGCAGUAGAAAGUCCGGACAGAAAAACAGCUGAUUUCAGAAAACAGCUCGCGCACAGGUACCGUUCGAGCGGUACCUCAAAGAUCUGGUGGAGUCCAAAACACACAGAUCACCUGCGCACGAGGCUUCCACGUCGGUACUAUUAACACCUGCAGAGAUCAAAGACAAGGCGGCAAGGUGGGCGGGGCCUACAGGUGAACAGAACACGGAAAUAAAACAUCGUAGCAGCUGGUAAAGGAUUCUGGGAGGUUGACCAGUUUAACCAGCAUGGUCCCAGCUGCCUGCUGGUUGGAGACCAGAACCAGAACAAAAUCAUCUGGUGUCAUUCCUCCUUCCUAUAGUUAGUUUUAAAAGGGUGUUUUGGAUCAGAACCUUCACCCGUCCAUAUAUCACCAUGGCAACCGCAUAGGGUUUUUCUACAUUUGAUGACCGGAACCAACCUAAAACAAGGCAUGUGGACAGACUGGGCCAGGACUAAAACUAGACGUAGAGUUGGUUUAAUCAUUGGACCUGCACUGAAUAAACCACACAUGCAAGAAAACCAGAAUCAUUGAUGCUGUGGUUCCGUUCUGUAGCCUCCAGUGUAAGAAAAACCAGUCAGUAACAAAACAAGGGAUUUAACGAACCUUACACCUCAGUUGUUUGGGUUCCCACCCGCCCUGACCAUGAAGGCUCUGGUUCUGUAUGACUUCUCAGCUGAACCUGGAAACAACGAGCUGUCAGUCAGAGAGGGAGAGACGGUGACGAUCGUCGACCAGGCUGUGGGAGGAGGCUGGAUCGCAGCUCAGAACUCCAGCGGACAGACUGGGCUGGUACCUGAAGGGUAUUUACAGAUUGGUGGUGGAGGAGACGGAGAAUCCAGGUCAGGGGGCGGGGCUUGCGUCAGGAAAGGCGAGGGAUGGGACACUCAAGCUUAUGAACAGUCCCCUCCAGCAGCUGUGGAGGAUGAUGACGGUGAGUGGGACGACGACUGGGAUGACCAAUCGGUCAGCAGUUACCAUGGAAACGGCCCCACGGAGGAGGCCGGGACCUCAGGAUGGAGUACCCAUGGACACUCCGUCAAGAUCUCCCUCAACAAGUUCCCAUUCUCCAAAGGACCGAGCCCAGAAGUCUUCCUAUUGACCAGUCCGCCUGGGAACGACAGAGACAGCCUUCCUGUCUAUAUGGGGGAGGUGGGACCAGUCUGGCUUUACCCCAUGUCUGCUCUGGACUGCAUCAUCGCUGAUCCAAAGAAAGAGUCCAAACUAUAUGGACUGAAGAGCUUCAUUGAGUACCAGAUCACUCCCAAUACCACCAACAGACCAGUCAAUCAUCGCUACAAGCACUUUGAUUGGCUGUAUGAGCGUCUGCUAGAGAAGUUUGGCUCCUUGCUGCCAAUCCCCUCCCUGCCUGACAAACAAGUGACAGGUAGGUUUGAUGAGGACUUCAUCAGGAUAAGGAUGGAGCGCUUGCAGGCCUGGAUGACUCGGAUGUGUCGCCACCCCGUGGUCUCUCAGAGUGAAGUCUUCCAGCUCUUCCUCACCUACAAGGAUGAGAGGGACUGGAAAUCUGGGAAAAGAAAGGCGGAGAAAGAUGAGACAGUGGGUCCGAUGAUGUUCAGCCUGGUUGAACCUGAUGCUGCAGAGCUGGAUGUGGCCCAAGUGGAACAGAAGUGUGAGCACUACAGUCGGUUUACCAAGUCUAUGGACGAUGGAGUCAGAGAACUGCUGAACGUCGGACACACACAUUGGAAACGCUGCACUGGACCUCUGCCUAAAGAGUACGAGCGGAUUGGUCAAGCCUUCAAGAACCUCUCGACUGUGUUCAACAGCAGCAAGUAUCCAGGAGAGGAGACGCUGACGAACGCAUUGACAGCAGCUGGAAAAACAUAUGAGGAGAUCGCUCAGAUCGUUGCGCAACAGCCACAGAAAGAUCUCCACUUCUUGCUGGAGACCAACAGCGAAUAUAAAGGCUUGCUGGGAUGCUUCCCUGAAAUAAUCUGUGUACACAAGGCUGCAGUGGAGAAGGUGAAGGAAGCCGAUCGUCUGGUUUCUGCAGGAAGGAUCAGCAGCAGCGACAAGAAGCUCAUGAACCAGCGCCUCAGCUGCAUGAACUACUCCCUGCAAGCUGAGAUGAACCAUUUCCACAGCAACCGGAUCUAUGACUACAACCGAGUAUUGCAGUUCUACCUGGAGCAACAGGUGGCCUUCUACCAACAGAUUACAGACAAGCUGAGAGAAGCUCUCAGUCAUUUCACCACCCUGUGAGGAUGGAGCCUGGUGAAGUCAUCUUCCGUUACUAUCUUAACAAAUUAAAAGCCUUUGAACUGUUUUAACAAAAUAGAAGCCUUGAUGUUUUCUUAACAAAAUAAAAGCCUUUUACCUGUUACUGAGGUGGUCACAUGAGACUACCAGUUUCUGUUUUGAUUUAUUUCAAAAUAUUUUUCACUCUUAUUCCUGAUGAUUUGUCUAAAACAAUAAAUAACGUUUCUACCUCGUCA
This is a messenger RNA of Girardinichthys multiradiatus, 2494 nucleotides long. RefSeq names its product sorting nexin-9-like. The transcript has 17 exons. The record is from RefSeq and is a predicted model, not a curated record. The coding region runs from base 681 to 2261 and encodes 526 amino acids. Gene Ontology annotation, molecular function: phosphatidylinositol binding; protein binding. NCBI's taxonomy places the organism in Eukaryota, Metazoa, Chordata, Actinopteri, Cyprinodontiformes, Goodeidae. Gene Ontology annotation, biological process: endocytosis; endosomal transport; protein transport. Gene Ontology annotation, cellular component: cytoplasmic vesicle; plasma membrane.